Hansenula anomala is the source of this 879-nucleotide messenger RNA. It is a transcript of the gene DBR1, whose product is annotated as RNA lariat debranching enzyme. Gene Ontology annotation, molecular function: RNA lariat debranching enzyme activity. The annotation marks the transcript as partial. The record is from RefSeq and is a predicted model, not a curated record. The transcript has 2 exons. Gene Ontology annotation, biological process: mRNA splicing, via spliceosome. Gene Ontology annotation, cellular component: nucleus. Lineage: Eukaryota; Fungi; Ascomycota; Saccharomycetes; Phaffomycetales; Wickerhamomycetaceae.
AGAAUCGCAGUAGAAGGAUGCUGUCAUGGUGAACUAGACAAGAUAUAUGCACAUAUAACAACUCAACCUUAUGAAAAAUGGCCAGAAUUAUUGAUAAUAUGUGGUGAUUUCCAAUCAAUACGAAAUGAACAAGAUCUUGAUUCAAUUGCAGUUCCUGAUAAGUUUAAAAGAAUCGGAGAUUUCAAAGAUUAUUAUGAAGGUUUGAAAAAAGCACCUAUAUUGACUAUAUUCAUAGGUGGGAAUCAUGAAGCUUCAGCUUAUUUACAAGAAUUACCAAAUGGUGGUUGGGUAGCUGAAAAUAUCUAUUAUAUGGGAUAUUCAAAUGUAAUAUGGUUUAAAGGUUUAAGAAUUGGUGGUAUUUCUGGUAUUUAUAAAUUCUUUGAUUUUUAUAAAAAUCAUUAUGAACAAGCUCCUUUUGAUGAUAAGUCUAAAAGAUCGGUUUAUCAUGUUAGAUUUGAAGAUUUUUUAAAAUUAAGUCUUGUACGAGACUUGAAUUUAAAUUGCAUUUUAAGUCAUGAUUGGCCUGAAGGUAUUGUGAAAUAUGGUAAUAUGAAAUAUUUAUUACAGAAAAAGCCUUUCUUCAAGAAGGAUAUUGAAAAUAAUUGUCUUGGUUCAGUUCCUGCUAAAUUGUUGUUACAAAGAUUGAUGCCUCAUUAUUGGUUUAGUGCUCAUUUACAUGUUAGAUUUCAAGCUUUUGUUAAACAUGCUCCAAUCAAAAGAAAAUUGAGAUUCUCUCAAACUAAUUUCUUAGCUUUAGAUAAAUGUCUCCCAAAACGUCAAUUCAUUGAAACUAUUGAAAUCCCAAUAACAAAUGAAGAUCACGAAUCCCAUGAUUCCAAAGAAUUGUAUUAUGAUUUAGAAUAUUUGAAAAUUACAAAA